Molecule: messenger RNA, 1626 nt
Organism: Rotaria sp. Silwood2
Lineage: Eukaryota; Metazoa; Rotifera; Eurotatoria; Philodinida; Philodinidae
Source: the annotation of a GenBank genome assembly
AUGUCUUAUGAUAAUCGAACACGUUUAGUUGUAACUAUAUUUGAUGAACCAUUUAUGAUGUUAAAAAAGAAUCGUAAUGAUACAUUAACAGAGAAAAGUAUUCUACGUGGUACUAUUCUUGAUCCAUCACAUGUUGAAGGUUUUUGUGCUGAUUUAGCUUAUGCUGUAUGUCAUAAGAAAUUAAAAUUACCAUAUAAAUUUCUUAUUGAAACAAAAUAUGGAAAUGAAAUUGAAAAAGGUGUUUGGGAUGGUAUGGUUGGAGCAUUAGUUAAUCGUGAUGCUGAUUUAUCUAUAGCAUCAUUAACAAUAAAUGGUGCAAGAGAAAAAGCAGUCGAUUUUUCCAAACCAUUUAUUGAUUUAGGUAUAUCAAUAAUGAUAAGUAAACCUGAUAAAGAAAAACCUGGUGUUUUUUCAUUUAUGGAACCAUUAUCAAGAGGAAUAUGGAUUUGUGUUAUUAUAUCUUAUUUACUUGUUAGUGCUAUUUUAUUUCUUGUUAGUCGAACAUCAUCAUAUGAAUGGUAUUUUGAAAAUGAAACCGAUGUUAUACCACGAAAUAAAUUUUCAAUGCAAAAUGCAUUAUUUUUUUCAUUUGCAGCUUUUAUGCAUCAAGGUGUUGAUCUUUUACCAAGAUCAUUUUCAGGUCGAGUGGUAACUAGUGCUUGGUGGUUUUUUAGUUUAAUACUUGUUUCAUCAUAUACAGCUAAUUUAGCAGCUUUUUUAACAGUUGAAAAUUUAGUACCACCAAUUCAAACUGUCGAAGAUCUUGCUAAACAAACCAACAUUCGAUAUGGAACAUUAAGAGGUGGUUCAACAAUGGCUUUUUUUAAUAAAUCAACAUUAACAACAUUUAAACGUAUGUGGAGUUUUAUGCAACAAAAUAAAGAUGAUGUUUUUGUUACAUCAAAUCGUGAAGGUAUUCAAAAAGUUCGAGAUUCAAAAGGUAAAUUUGCAUUUCUACUUGAAUCUACAUUAAAUGAAUAUGUUAAUGAACGUUCUCCAUGUGAUACAAUGCGUAUUGGUGAAAAUAUUGAUGCAAAAGGUUAUGGAAUAGCUACACCACUUGGUUCAGAUUUACGUGAAGCUAUUAAUAUAGCUGUUUUAGAAUUAACAGAAAGUGGAUUUCUUGAACAAUUAAAACAAAAAUGGUAUUAUGAAACAAGUGAAUGUACAAAUGUUGGUACAAAAGAAUCAAAACAAAGUCCACCACUUAAUUUAGCUAAUGUUGCUGGUAUGUUUUAUGUUUUAAUUAUUGGUCUUGGAACGGCAAUGGUUAUUGCAUUUGCGGAAUUUUUACUUAAAGCAAAAAUUGAUUCAACUCGUUUAAAUCAAAGUAUACGAGAUGUAAUGCGUCGAAAUUUAAGAAUAUCAAUAACAGGUAUUGAUUUUGAUGAAAAGCAACAAAAUGUUGAUUAUUGGCCCUUACAACAACAACAACAACAACAACAACAGCAGCAGCAGCAACCAGCUAGUUCUCUCUCGAAUUCUCGAUUUAAUGAACAUCAUGAACGAACACCAACAAUAACAAGUAUAUUUGAUGUACCAAGAACUGUAGAAUCUUUUGAUUCUAACGAACAAAAAGAUAUUAUUUGUCGUUUUCCUAAUCGCGAUCAUAUUUCCCAUGUAUAA